GUCACGCGGGACACGACAGCUGACGCGUCGGUCCCGGGGCGAGAAGAGGCUCUCGGAAGUGUCCGGCAACGCUAGGCUGCGCUACCCUCCGCCUCGGCGAAGGAGACGCGGAGGGGUGAAGCCGGGAAGAGCGGGCGGCCCGCGGGAGAGGCGGUCGUCCUAUAAAGACCUCGGCGCGGACCAGUUCUUCCUGGCAACAGUGCUUACUCGCCAUUUCGUCCGUCCCGAGCCGAGACAGGAGAGACGCACCGGCGAUUCCGCGGCGCCGCCAGCACCGCGCGCGCAGUUCAUCCCACGGCGAGAAAAUGAUGCGGCUCUCGCGAGCAGUCGCCGACGCAUGGAUCCUUCUCCUCGUCUUCGGCGUGUCCACCAUCUGCGCAGGCCAAAGAAAGGGCAAAACGGCCCUUCCUACCAUCCGGCCGAUCGGCACAGCACCCGCCAUAUCUGAAAUACCUAUCACAGAGUUCCGCUGCAGCAAUCAAGAGUUCCCCGGAUACUUUGCCGACGUAGAGACGGACUGCCAGGUCUACCACAACUGCCUAGCGGAUGGCCGUAACUCGAGCUUCCUCUGCGUCAACGGCACAAUAUUCAACCAGCGAAACUUCGUGUGCGAUUGGUGGUACAAGUUUGACUGCCGCAAGGCACCCAGCUUCUACCACCUCAACUUAGUCCGGAACAAGAAGAACGGCACCAAAGGUGCGUCUACCGAAGGAACCCUUCCUGUAGCCCCGAAAGCCUUGCCGCCACCACCGCCACCACCUCGGCAACCACCAAGCAGCACACGCUACCGAGAAAAAGAAGCACGAUCUAGGUCUUCUUUCUCUCUGACUUCACGUUACAGCAAGUCUUCCCCGAAGCCGCCAACACCGAAGGCGUCCUCGAAGACAUCAGCCAGAGCGUCUCCCAAAACCCACGAGCCUUUGAUACUGCUUCCAUUGCUUAGCAUCGGUGCGUCAUCCGACAGCAGGAAGACAAAACAGGAAACCACGACAGCGCCGACGCGAGAUCGUUCGUCGCGAAGCAGAGCCCGAGUCUUCGCCAAAAUAAGGGAUGGUCAGGAGCCGGAACCUCGACCGUCAAAAAGCAAGGCUCGGUCCAAAGCUGAAAAGGUGGAGAUUCCAGAACGCGUGAUGCCUACCUUUAGCGAAGGCACUGACCCCCAUAAAAAUGGCGGGAGCUUCCAGGAGUGGACCAGCAUUGGCCCUGUUUCAGGAAAGCCAUCGGUCACUAGGGUGCAGUUUCACACGUUUUCUGCGAAUCCACCCCGAUUCGACCCGCCGCUACCACAGCCUGAAUCCGUUAUCGAUCCGGCUAGCUGGCUUGACGAUGACUUCAAUCGGCAGCCAGAUGCCGGAAGGGAAGAGUUUCGAGGAGAAGUUGAAGACGCCAGAUCUCUAGAAGAGAUGGCACCCGAGGGUGGUUCGCCUACCGCGCGGCCCGAGCUGAGGCGCAACAAGUCACAGCCAGCUGCGGAUGAUGUCGUACGCCUGGCGAAGGCCGUGCCAGAGCCACGCACAAAAAAGGAGCGUGACAGUUGGCGCGGAAAGAAGGAAGCUUUUCCGGGGCUGCAUGACAAGAGGCGGCUUUUCUACAGGUUCCAACCCAGCGAGCCAUUCGGCGGCUACGGUGCUCUGUCAUUUUUCGGCCGAACCCGAGGUCCCAUGAAUGACCUCUCAAGGUUGCCUCGUCUCGUGACUGUCAAACUAAACAAGGUGGAAAAGAAAGAUGCAGAGCAUGCUUACAAGCCACUGCUGUUGUCGGUAAAAUUAGACCAGUCUUCGGAGGUGGACUCCAGACCGGCUAAAGGAGCGCCACCGGGCCUAUGCUUCUGCCCAUGCCACUAGUGCAUUUUUCACUGUGCUGCCAACGAAACGACACCUAGCCCCUACUAGUAGGGUACUCGAUCCACGCAAGAAGUCCACAUGGUCACAAUGCGUUUGAAUGCAGUUAGAACAGACGCAUGACUGCUUCUGGAAGACUUCAGAUAAGAUUGGUAAACAGGGAAUGAAAGGCACUCAGAAAUGCUACUGCAGAAUGCAAAGUAUAAGUGUGUUGCUUUCAGCGCCUGCUAGAACCGUGAUUUUAUGGACAAGCUCACGCAGAUGCAUAGGUCUGUUCCUGUGCUUCGUCGUACUGUUUUUGUUUUUUACUUUAUUGCUUUCCCGAGAAUGUUAUGUCAACAGUGUGUUCGACAGUUCUAGUUGUGCGGAUACGUAAUCGAAACUCGAACUACGCUGGAGCCCUUGCCUGAACUGUGCCAGAACUUAAAUCUCGUGGUGCUAAUUACUCCAAGAGUCGAUGUACUGUGCCUGAAGUAUUGUCACCAUAAUCGUUUAAAGGAUUUUGAAGACCUACUAUAUUUGGUCGCAGUACUUCCUUGGCAGGAAUCGCAAGUAGAACAGAAAGCAGCGUGCAAGAAAAUACUGCCGAAAUCUUCGUUACAGCAAACGUGGUAAUUUCAACAAUUAUUUUACUGAAAGUGAGUUACCGAAAACGGUAACUGCAUUGCUAGCUUGCCCCUCCAGUGAACUGCAUUUGGCAAAUCGCGAACCAUAAAUGCGACAUCAUCCCACGUGCCAAGAACGCAUCCCCUGCCGCGCACGCCACUUGCAAGAAGCUGUUGUCGAUCCACGUUCACACAGCUGAUUGUGAUCCGAUAGCUCCAAAUUCAGUUCCCACGUGUGGGCAAACGUCUGCAUGAUAGUACAAAUUUAAACUCGAAGAAGCUUUAGCAUUCAUAAUAUUCGGAGACCACCGAAAUUCUACUGCUUGAGCAGCUAACUAAUAUACGACGCAAAGGAGCAAGCGAGCCACUUAAUAAAUGUAGGACUCUCCCAAUCAUUGUGGCCAAAGCUGGAACGUUCAAACAGCACUGAAAGUUUACAACUAGCUUGUAGCAGUGAGUGCGACGCAGUGGAUGCGUUCUCGCGAACGGUGAAGCCGCACUAGCGGUGGGCGCCUGUGGUACCUUGGCGCCUUCAUCGCGUCGGCGCACCUGAGUGUACUUGUAUAUAAGAAAUAAACAGAUUCCCAUUGCUAUGAAA
Dermacentor andersoni is the source of this 3044-nucleotide messenger RNA. RefSeq lists its product as uncharacterized. Gene Ontology annotation, molecular function: chitin binding. NCBI's taxonomy places the organism in Eukaryota, Metazoa, Arthropoda, Arachnida, Ixodida, Ixodidae. The record is from RefSeq and is a predicted model, not a curated record. Gene Ontology annotation, cellular component: extracellular region.